AGCCGCGGCGGCGGCGGCGGCGGCAGCAGCGGGAGCGGCCCGAGCAGGCGGCGGCAGCGGCGGCAUGGGGGACCGGGAGCAGCUGCUGCAGCGCGCGCGGCUGGCCGAGCAGGCGGAGCGCUACGACGACAUGGCCUCCGCCAUGAAGGCGGUAACCGAGCUCAAUGAGCCGCUCUCCAACGAAGACCGAAACCUCCUGUCUGUGGCCUACAAGAACGUGGUGGGCGCGAGGCGGUCUUCCUGGCGCGUCAUCAGCAGCAUCGAGCAGAAGACCAUGGCCGACGGCAAUGAGAAGAAGCUGGAGAAGGUGAAGGCCUACCGCGAGAAGAUCGAGAAGGAGCUGGAGACCGUGUGCAAUGACGUGCUGGCGCUGCUUGACAAGUUCCUCAUCAAGAACUGCAACGACUUCCAGUACGAGAGCAAGGUCUUCUACCUGAAGAUGAAGGGCGAUUACUACCGCUACCUGGCGGAGGUGGCCGCGGGCGAGAAGAAGAGCAGCGUGGUGGAGUCCUCUGAGGCCGCCUACAAGGAGGCUUUUGAGAUCAGCAAGGAGCACAUGCAGCCCACCCACCCCAUCCGGCUCGGGCUGGCCCUCAACUUCUCCGUCUUCUACUACGAGAUCCAGAAUGCCCCUGAGCAGGCCUGCCUCCUGGCCAAGCAGGCCUUCGACGACGCCAUCGCCGAGCUGGACACGCUCAACGAGGAUUCCUACAAGGACUCCACCCUCAUCAUGCAGCUGCUGCGGGACAACCUCACCCUCUGGACGAGCGACCAACAGGACGAGGAGGCCGGAGAAGGCAACAACUGAGCGGCCGCGGCGACUCCGGCCCCGCCCCCGCCCCCCCAGCCCCGCGCCGUCCCCGCCGUCGUCAUCGCCGCGUCCCUUGCCACGGUCCCUCGAUAUCUAGUGCUAAACAUAUCCGUAUCGUCCACACAGCGACUCCCACGAAUCAGGAAGCAGCCCCAGACGAGGCGUCCUGGGCAUCACCGGGUGGAUGGAUGGUUGGAGCCCACGCGAGCUCCCUCCCUCCCUGGGCUGUGCACACAGGAGGCUCUUGAACGCAGGGGAGCCGGUGAAGGGAAGGAAGGGAGGGAGAAAGGAAGAGAUUGGAAGGAGAAUCAGCCUACAUUGAUGUUAAAGAUCUGUCCCGUUUCAGCUGCGCUCAUAGUGUUUUGUUCAGCAGUACGUCACCUGCAUGCGGAAUACGUUGACUCCCCCCCCCC
This is a messenger RNA of Phascolarctos cinereus (koala), 1224 nucleotides long. RefSeq names its product tyrosine 3-monooxygenase/tryptophan 5-monooxygenase activation protein eta (gene YWHAH). The record is from RefSeq and is a predicted model, not a curated record. Lineage: Eukaryota; Metazoa; Chordata; Mammalia; Diprotodontia; Phascolarctidae.